Xiphophorus maculatus (southern platyfish) is the source of this 2150-nucleotide messenger RNA. Its product is annotated as high affinity immunoglobulin gamma Fc receptor I-like. Gene Ontology annotation, biological process: cell surface receptor signaling pathway. The coding region runs from base 151 to 1158 and encodes 335 amino acids. NCBI's taxonomy places the organism in Eukaryota, Metazoa, Chordata, Actinopteri, Cyprinodontiformes, Poeciliidae. The record is from RefSeq and is a predicted model, not a curated record. Gene Ontology annotation, molecular function: transmembrane signaling receptor activity. The transcript has 9 exons.
GUUGCCAUGGCGACUGAUGAUAGACCAAUAACUAUCAGCAAUGCAUCAUGAAGAGAGAGAGCAGCAGAGCUGCGUUAAGGAAGAGGGCGGUCUCUCUUUACUCUGAGUCUCCAGUCAGACACGAAAAACGUCAAAUGAAGGAGAGAAACCAUGAAGGAAACACAGCAGAGUCUGCUGCUCUGUCUGAGUUUCCUGUUGGGCUGCAGAAUAAACCGAGUCCUCCCAGUUCAUCUGACUGUGAGUCCCAGCAGAUCUCAGUUCUUUAGAGGAGAAUCAGUGACUCUGAUCUGUGAGGAAGAAAACAGAUCUGAUGGAUGGACUGUGAGGAGAAACACGACCUUAGAGACCAGGACUGAGUGUGAUAAAGAUGGAUGGUGGAGAAAAGAUGGAUUUACCUGUAAAACCAGCAGCAUCAGAGAACAUGAUACUGGUCUGUACUGGUGUGAGUCCAUGUCUGGAUCCUCCAGCAGCAGCAGCAGCAUCCAGCUCUCUGUCUCUGGUGGAUCAGUGAUCCUGCAGAGUCCUGUCCUCCCUGUGAUGGAGGGAGAUGACGUCACUCUGAGCUGCAGAGCAAAGAAUCCAACCCACAACCUCCCAGCUGCUUUCUAUAAAGAUGGCUCCUUCAUUGGUGAUGGACCAUCAGGUCACAUGACCCUCCUCCAUGUUUCCAGCUCUGAUGAAGGCCUCUAUAAAUGUAACAUCAGCCAUCAUGGAGAGUCUCCAUCCAGCAGGAUCUCUGUCAAAGAAAAACCAACAACCACUUCUGGUCCUCCACCUACUCCAUCACCUCCAUCAUCAUCAUCACCUUCCUCCCAGUCUGAUCUCUACAUUUCUCUAUCAUGUGUGAUUGUUGUGGUUUUCCUGCUGGUUCUACUGGUUCUGCUGGUUCUACUGGUGAAGAGACGUCGUCACAAAACAAAAGCUGAUAAAGGAGACGACGUCACAUACAGCGACGUCCAGAUAACUCAGCUUCAUCAGCAGAGACCCAAAGAGAGUCCUUCAUCUGCCAUCUACUCAGACGUGAGAACAGACGGGAUCAGUUAUGGAGAAAUCAACAUCAGAACCAACAGAACCAGAGAAGUUCGACUAGAUACCAACAUCAUCUACUCUUCACUGAGGAGGCCAUUUCACUUGAGCCAGGUGACUGGGUCUACAUAAAGGUCAUCAAACGAAAGAACUGGGCGAGUCCACGGUGGGAAGGACCGUUCCAAGUGCUGAUGACCACACCAACAGCUGUAAAGAUUGCUGAAAGGCCCAGCUGGAUACAUCUUAGUCACUGUAAGCGGCAGAGAGUGUUGGACCCCUAAUUCGGAGUAGAGAGGAAGGAGAGCUUCGGCUCCCGGGCUACAAAGGCGUCCUACUUUUUAGUAUAGUUCGUCUCAAUCCCGGUGAAGAACUGCUAAGAUUCUCACUCUUUUAGUUUGGGGGUUCUGACAUCUCUGCACGCCGAGCAGUAAUGGGGACUCCAUAUGCCAGAUGGAUCUUCUACUGUGCUGUGACUGCUGUAUGUUUGAUGUUUGGAGAAGGAAGCGAGCCUGAGUUCCACCCACACGACUACAGCACCAACUUGUGGUGGAAACUGAUGAAUAGAACUGCUUAUGAAGGACAUGCUGUGAACUGCUACGUGUGUGCGCAGCUGCCGGUUUCCAUACACAACUCAGGUCUCCGACCAGGGACGUUGCCCUGGAACUUGUGUAAUAGAGUUUACACCUACUGCGAACCGACACAGGAUUACAUCACCUGCAUAGCCUGCAGGGGUCAAAGGACGACUCCACACUGCAAAGUCUGGAAGGAAAACCCAGACUGUGACAACCUGCUUCAGGAGAGGAGUUUCAACAUCACACAUAAGAUAAAGAGGAGACAGGAGACAACACUGUGCAGCGCCAUAGUGCCAGGAGAUUAUGGCUCAAGGAUGUUAUCAGAUUGGUACUUCAUAUGCGGGAAUGAAGCGUACAUGUUCUUGCCGAAAAAUUGGGGAGGACUGUGUGCUGUGGUUCCUGUGAUCAACCCGAUUGCGUUCAUCAGGAAAGCACAGGAUGAUUUACACACCCGCUCCAAACUAACAGUUAUGUCAGAGGUCAAAAGAUGGGGAGGCCUCACAACACAUACUGGAGUUCCAUGGGAAUUCAGAAUUUGGAAUGGCGGAGAAA